AUCUGUUGAGCCGGUAGCUAAACAUGCCAGUUGCGAAUAAUCCGUUAACCGGCUUGUAAAAUGAUCAUUUUAUCGAAGUAAUCGACAGUUUAAAAAUUCGCGAACGAGUUUUCGAAUAGGUCAAUAUCCGAUUACAGACGUAAGUAUAUUACUUUUGAAAAAAAAAAAUUCGUAAUGAAUAUUUCGAAAAAUUCGACCGAUUGCGAAUCGCGUUAGCUCGAACGAAUUUCGACCACUUGUUGCUUUGCGUACGUACCUACGAUUCGGUGAUUUUUUUUCACGAGUUUAUUUAUUUCGAUUUCGUUGAUUUUUUUUCGUUUCGUUUAAAAUUGAAAAAUGCGGUGAUGCGUUGGAAAGUUAUUUGUUACCAUGGCCUGACGUCAUGGUGAAAAGCUCAUUAGGGAUAAAAUCGUUUCUAGUGCUAGUAAUGGUGAUGGUGAAUGUGGUGACAAUGGUCCCGUCUUUACCAAUUUUAUCACCACAGUCCGAAAAUACGCAGAAUGAUUCGUCCACGAGGAUAGAAAGAUCCGCUCCUGAUAACUUCACCGGAACUACGAGAAGAGUACGAAUGUUCAUCAGAAAUAAAUAUUUGCAAAUCUUCCCAGAUGGAACUGUAAAUGCCACGGACGAUGCUACGAGUGAAUAUGCUAUAAUUCAACAAUCCGGUGUUACUAAAGAUACUAUGAAAAUUCAAGGCAUCGCUACCUGUGCCUUUCUGUGUAUGGAUUCGUGCGGGCUUCUUUAUAGCACGAGAGACUUCGACGACGAAUGUGUAUUCAACGAAACGCUAGAGGCACACUACUACAACACGUACUGGUCGGUGAAACACUCGAAUGAAAAAUACCGGAAAUACAUCGGUAUAACAAAGAGCGGCACGCCGCGAAAAAUCGAAAUCAAAACCGGCGCUAAUCUCGGCAAACUGGCGAAUUUCGCCUCAGUCCUACCAAUGGAUGUCAGUUCGGAAGAAAUUAAAAUUUUACAAGACAAAAUUCGAACCCAGCAUCCUAAUUCCACGCAACCUCAACAUCAUCAUAACAUGAGACAUCAUCAUAACAUGAGACAUCAUCAUAUCUGCCCUCCUCCUUAUCAUAUGAAAAUCACCGAAAGCACUAAAUGUAUAGGCAUAAAAUUAAAAAAUAAAAAAAGAAAGAAACGAAAAUGUUACGAGAAUGAAAAAGAAAACGACGAAUGUCACACGGUAGGAGUUAAAUCAGCCACCUCCAAUAAUGCCGAUGGUCAUCGUAAGGAGGCCGAUGGAGUCGCUGAAAGUUUAAAUCAUCCGAAAAAAAUUAGAAAAAAGAAAUCCAGUAAGAGAAAGAAUAAACAAUCGAAAUCUCCAGAUAGGAAAGAUGCGGCUGAAAGAAAUUCCGAUCGAGAUGCGGAUGAUACCAUGACUACUAUUACACCUGAAGACGGCGCUGAUGACGACUGACGAGUUCCUAGAUAAAGAAUAAUUAAAUUAAUGCGUUAAAAAGCUUUAAGUAUUUUUAUCAAUAUUUAUAUAGCUUAGGUAAAUUGUGAUUAAAAUGAGUACAAAUCAGUGUUUACGUUCGUAUUAUCGAACACGCGUACCGUUAUAUCGAACGAUUUCAUGAUCCAUAUGCCUGUUGCCUAUUAUAAUACUUAAGUAGCCUAUGGAUUUUUUUAAAAAUUUAGUUCCUUCGUUCAUUUCUUCGAAUGUGAAAAAUUAUCGAUAUCAAAGUUGCCGGGAAUAAGCUUCAAUCAGUUGGGCUUUUAUAAUCGAUGCUGGUCAUCAUAUUUUUUUAACGAGAAUCUUUGAACCGGUUCCACUGAAAUUCGCUCAAAUGAGCAAGAAAAACGAGUCAUUUGCAAUCGCGUCUUUAGUCUUCUUUUUUAUCAUACUCAAGUAGGUAUCUACCUACCUAUUCUUUUUCAUCAUAAAAUAUCCGGAGCAAGCUUUGGUUACUUUGAACAUUGAAAGGUAUCUCUAAAGAUAAACUUUUCUUCGAAUGAAAACAUUUUCCAAGUUGGUUCUUUUGGACGUUAAAAACCGAAGCCAAAAAGCUCGCUCAUUGUUACGUUCAAGUUCAACGAUCUUUUAAUGCACCAUCGCGAAGAAAUUACAUCUUUUUUAUCGUACAAUUUUUUUCUAUAGCAAUUUAAGCCCAUUAUGGCAUUAUACACGAAAUUUUGCAUUGAAAAAGACCUUCGCUUAUCUUACACCGUAAUAUCGGCUGUCUGAACGAAGCGAUUGCAGUAUUAAAGCGCGAAAAGGUAAUUAAUUCUUUGAAAAUUCUUCCUACCUAAAGGCUUCAUUUAAAAGUAUAUAAUUCUUAUUUAUUGUUUCGAAUUUCGCUGCAAAUUUUAUAAAAUGAAAUUUCUUGUUUUUCAGCUCAUUUUAGUAAGCCUAUUAUCAUUUAUCUUUACUGAAAUCGAGUUUUGGUAAUUUAAGGUCGUUGACUGCUCUUUCAAACCUUAGAAAAUUUUUCUGAUUAAAAAAUUACGCUAUUUUAAAAUACCAUCGAACGAAUCGAAAAAGCUUUCAUUAUUUCAUAUAAAGUAAGUACUCAUUUUAAUACAUUAUACAACUCGAAAGAACCGUACGAAGUAUUAUGUAUUUAUUUUAAAGUACCUAUGCAUUUUUUACGACUGAUCCGAUACGUUUUUUUUUUAGUUACUAAUUGAAUUUAGAAUUAAAUUCUCGCCCUAUUGGGGUGUGUUAUUUACACAAAUAUUAUUAUAUUAUGCCUAUGUGUAGUACGUGCCUUUCGUUCUUAUGUUGGUUACCUGCUGAUGCAUCGCUUCAAUUUAUUAUUUAGAUUCUUUUAUGUACUAUGGUUCGUACAAUACUCGCGAUAAUGAAAUAAUAAAAUGAAAAUGAAAAUGUCAACUGAAUUGUUUGUAAAGGAACGAUUCUCUUAGACAUUGUUUCAUACUUACGCGAUAAUUACUCGGAUAAUUUACCAUUUAAUGUGCAUCGCGUUGUAUAUUAUUUUUUUCACGUAUAAUAAAAGUCACGUCACUAAAAGAAUGUAAUUUUGCAUUUGAAGACUAUUUUUAAAACAUGAUCUAACGUACGAAUAUGUUUCGUUUAAAGUUGCAAAAAGGGCAAAUGUACGAAUUGUGAAGUUGAAAAAUGUACGGAUUUUUAAUGGGACUCGCUGUGAUAUUAAAACUGUAUUAGUAAAUGUAAUUUUUAUACAUCAAUUUUUAACUCGUUAUUACACAAGUAAUGUAAUUACCUUCUCUUAUUUGUAUUUCUUUUUUCUAUAAACGUAGCAUUUUCCGCUAAGUCAACGUGUAUUAUUGUCCGUGUGAUGCGAAAAGAUCAGAUUUUCACGUUUGUGGUUUUUUGUUCGCCGAAUGGAAUGAAAAAUUCGAUAAACGUGCAAUUUUUUUUUCCUUAGAGAGACUUCGUUCGUGUUGUAAGUAUAGAUUAAUUUCAAAUCUCUGGUCAUUAUAUUUUUAGGAUUUGUAUUCUAUAAGAUUGAUUUUAUAGUUAUUUUUUGUACGAUUUGAAAUUCUCAAGCUGUCAAAUUUGAUUGCAUUCUAUACGUUUUAAUAAUUUUUUUUUUUGUACUUGGCAUAUAUACGAUGUGAAUGUCCAUAAGUGAUUUUUUUAAAGCUUAAAAUUUAUUUAUUUAUUCUUUUUUUAAAAUACUUAUUUUUGUGUUUUAUUUUAGUAGGUAUUCCUUUUUUAGAUACGAUUUUUUUUUUUUUGUAUGACACGAAUAAUGCGAUAUUUUUUAGUGUACAUUAGAUCAAAAAAAUAGAUUGUGUAAAUUACGAGUAUUAAUAAUAAAAUUAUUAUUUUGAUGCUUCGGUUCAA
Messenger RNA from Planococcus citri (citrus mealybug), 3790 nucleotides. It is a transcript of the gene bnl, whose product is annotated as branchless. Lineage: Eukaryota; Metazoa; Arthropoda; Insecta; Hemiptera; Pseudococcidae. The record is from RefSeq and is a predicted model, not a curated record. Gene Ontology annotation, biological process: cell differentiation; positive regulation of cell population proliferation; positive regulation of protein phosphorylation. Gene Ontology annotation, cellular component: cytoplasm. The coding region runs from base 383 to 1432 and encodes 349 amino acids. The transcript has 3 exons. Gene Ontology annotation, molecular function: growth factor activity; fibroblast growth factor receptor binding.